Molecule: messenger RNA, 576 nt
Organism: Lottia gigantea (owl limpet)
Lineage: Eukaryota; Metazoa; Mollusca; Gastropoda; Lottiidae
Exons: 3
Coding region: 1-576 (191 amino acids)
Source: RefSeq, a predicted model, not a curated record
AUGGGUGAUAAUAUAAAGAGAAUCAAGUUUUAUUUUGUGAUAUUUUGUGUCCUGAUUUGUUUUCCAGAUACUCGUAGUACUAAUACAAGUACAGUAUGUUAUGGACCCCCUGGUCUAUCAUGUACAACUCACAAACUAUCUUGUACCAGUCCUCUAGUAAUACAGAUAAUAAAUACAUCAUAUGGAUAUAGAUCAGGAUGUAAUGAUACAGAAGGUAACACUGAUUGUAAUACAACAUGUUGUGACGAAGAAACUGGUGAUUGUUUUGUACCAUUUCCAUCUUCAGAUGAACAACAAGUAGUAAAGAGUUGUAAUGGAAAUGUAAAUUGUUCACUACCAGGAUAUCGUAGAUAUAACACAGUUAAUACUGUAUGUAAUAGUAGCAAUGUUAGUGCUUACAGUAAAAUAAAAUAUGAAUGUGUUAAAGACGGUACAACUAUUAUCACUCAAACAACUGAAAAAAUUACAUCUGAGGUGACACAGGCACCAGAGGAAAGCACUAUCUCUUCUACCACACAAUAUUCACAGUGUCCUAUGGUACAAAGUGACAGUAAAUUCAAAUACACUUUUCUCUGA